Molecule: messenger RNA, 1493 nt
Organism: Ipomoea nil (Japanese morning glory)
Lineage: Eukaryota; Viridiplantae; Streptophyta; Magnoliopsida; Solanales; Convolvulaceae
Product: developmentally-regulated G-protein 3
Exons: 10
Coding region: 174-1283 (369 amino acids)
Biological process (GO): cytoplasmic translation
Cellular component (GO): cytoplasm
Molecular function (GO): GTP binding; GTPase activity
Source: RefSeq, a predicted model, not a curated record
UGGAUAUUGGAUGCUCCCGUUUUCGCCCCUCUAGAACUUUCGCUCUUCCAGCUCGGCGCUCCGAACGAAAUAAGGCGCUUCUUUUAUCGUUCCGGUGAAUCAUCGGCAAGUACAGACGUAGAUAGUCUGCUACUAUCAUUCACGUAGCCGUUUUCAUACGUCAUCUUGGAACAAUGGCCACCGUGAUGCAGAAAAUCAAAGACAUCGAAGAUGAGAUGGCAAGGACUCAAAAGAAUAAAGCUACUGCUCAUCACCUUGGCCUGUUAAAGGCUAAACUUGCAAAACUGCGAAGGGAACUUCUUGCACCUUCGUCAAAAGGUGGUGGUGGUGGUGCUGGGGAAGGUUUUGAUGUUACAAAAAGUGGUGAUUCUAGAGUUGGUCUGGUGGGCUUUCCUUCUGUUGGAAAAUCUACACUACUGAACAAGUUGACAGGCACCUUUUCAGAGGUAGCUUCAUAUGAAUUUACAACCUUGACUUGUAUUCCAGGAGUGAUCGUGUAUAGAGGAGCUAAAAUCCAGUUGUUGGACCUUCCUGGUAUCAUUGAGGGUGCUAAAGAUGGAAAAGGUAGAGGAAGGCAGGUUAUCAGUACUGCUAGGACGUGCAAUUGCAUUCUGAUUGUUCUUGAUGCGAUAAAACCAAUUACUCACAAGCGCCUGAUAGAGAAAGAGCUUGAAGGAUUUGGAAUUAGGUUGAACAAAGAACCACCUAAUUUGACAUUUAGGAAAAAAGAUAAGGGUGGAAUUAAUUUGACAUCAACAGCUACCAACACAAAUCUUGACCUCGAUACUGUCAAGGCAAUAUGCAGCGAAUACAGAAUACACAAUGCUGAUAUUCAUCUCAGGUAUGAUGCAACUGCUGACGACCUUAUUGAUGUCAUCGAAGGUAGUAGAGUGUAUAUGCCUUGCAUCUAUGUUGUAAACAAGAUCGAUCAGAUUACAUUGGAAGAGUUGGAGAUUCUGGAUAAACUUCCACACUAUUGUCCAAUCAGUGCUCAUCUGGAGUGGAACCUUGAUGGUUUACUUGAGAAGAUCUGGGAAUACCUAAGUUUAACCCGCAUAUACACAAAGCCCAAAGGAAUGAAUCCAGACUAUGAUGAUCCUGUAAUUUUGUCAUCAAAGAAGACGACAGUUGAGGACUUCUGCUUUCGUAUUCACAAAGAUAUGGUUAAACAAUUCAAAUAUGCACUGGUUUGGGGUUCAAGUGCAAAGCACAAGCCACAGAGAGUGGGCAAGGAGCAUGAACUGGAGGAUGAAGAUGUUGUCCAAAUUAUUAAGAAGGUUUAAUUUUACGACUUCCAGGUGCAUGCACAUAACUAGUUGCUAAAUGUUGUGUGUUUUAGCAUGGAAGCUUCCUAGUUGUUGUUUCAGUUCCGGAGUGUUGUCCUGUAGUUUCCAGAGUGUCAAAUGCGAAUUUUGCCUUUGUUUGGUUUGCAAUAGAAUGACAGAUCGAAUUAGUUGUUACAUUAUCUAUCUAUAUUAUUAUCAUCUUGUUAA